UGUACACUGGGGAAGAUGUUCUAAAAAAUGACAAUAUGACAGACAUCUGGCUGGCUGCACAUCAACUCCAGAUUGACUUUUUGAUUCAACGAUGUGAGAGUUUUAUUGCUGGAAAAAUCAACUGGGCCAAUGUCUGUGAUAUCUGGCAGAUGGCUUAUGAACUUAAGAAGCAGACGUUAAUUACGAAAUGUGAAUCUUUCUUAAAUGAAAAGCUGUCCCUAGAAAAUUAUUAUAUUGUAUAUUCUAAAGCCAGACGACUUGAAAUGAGCCACAUUUUAAAAAAUGUUCAAGAGUUUAUGAUAAAGAAUUUCGAAAUGAUAAGCAAAGAUGUUGUGUGCAAGCUUUCAUUCGAGGGUGUCUUGGAGAUUGUAGAAAGCCACGAUCUUGUUGUAAAGUCGGAGGACGGUGUUUUGGAUUUUAUUUUUAAGUGGAUUGAGUGUCAACCAAACGACACUGCGUCAACACGGCAAGACGAGCUCGGACAUACCAAGACAGAAGGCACCGGAAACAUAAAGGCAGAAGAAAUAGAAAAUACAAAAACCCAAUUUGGAAAAGACGCUCACACGACAGAUGGCAACAAUUGUGAAUCAGAUGUCGAGCCUAAGAUGUUAGCAAGGAAUUUUGUAUCGAGGAGAUAUGAUAACAACGUCUGGAUCCAAUCUGAAGGCGCCUCUCUGAUAUCUGGCGACAGCUUACCAUUACACAUCUCGGGGCAUGCGGGUAACUCUAGUGCUCACAUUUUUCGGUCAACUGUCAGUAAGACUUCACAGGGGCCCUUGUUAUCAAAAACAAGAGAAUCACCCAUGGCAAUGCAGAGAGUUGACAAAGGUGACCAGCUCGUGACAUUACUUAAAGCAG
Lymnaea stagnalis (great pond snail) is the source of this 858-nucleotide messenger RNA. The record is from the annotation of a GenBank genome assembly. Lineage: Eukaryota; Metazoa; Mollusca; Gastropoda; Lymnaeidae.